This is a messenger RNA of Fraxinus pennsylvanica, 1140 nucleotides long. Lineage: Eukaryota; Viridiplantae; Streptophyta; Magnoliopsida; Lamiales; Oleaceae. The record is from the annotation of a GenBank genome assembly.
AUGUCCAUGUUUUCAAGAUUGAUUCAAGAAAACAUUCGGGGGACAAAGGACGGUGGUUAUGGCCAUAGGGGCGGUGGAGACCCAUGUUUGGUCCUCAACUCCAACCAAAAAACCCGCCUCUGGUGGACGGCUGACCUCCAUGAACGGUUUGUUGUUGCUGUAGCUCAACUUGGUGGCGCCAACAAAGCUACCCCAAAGGCUUUACUGCGGACAAUGGGUGUUAAGGGAUUGACUCUAUUUCAUUUAAAGAGUCACCUCCAGGCUGAAAAACAUUUGCAGAUUCGUCAGGAUGCUGAGAGAAGGUAUAUGGCUAUUUUGGAGCAAGCCUGCAAGAUGCUCGUCGAUCAAAUUAUUGGAUCUGCAGUGGUAAAUGAUGGAGAGGGUUAUCAAGAGAACGGAACAGAUUCAAUCCCUUGUGCUUCCCGCGUCAUCUGCUGGAUUGCCUCAAGAAGGAUCUUCACCGGGCGAAAGAGGCAAAUGAUGAACGUGGAUUUGACAACCGGAUCAUUUACAUGGGGUGAAUCGGAUUUCAGAAGCCUGGAUUUGCACGUGGUUUACUUUUUAGAAUUAAGCUUAAUUGUCUUGCCAAGGCGACGGAGAAGGAGAGGCCCGCCAUUGUCAAAUCCAAGAGCAACAAGAAAAGCAGAAAUGGCUGCAAAUUUCAUACCGCCUCUAGCCACAGUGCAUCCGGUGGUUCAACCACUAGCCUUCUUGCUUGGCACUUGGAGAGGCCAAGGCGAGGGCAGUUUCCCCACCAUCACCCCUUUUACUUAUUCUGAAGAGCUCAACUUUUCUCACUCUCCCAACAAGCCCGUCAUAGCUUAUUCUUCAAAGACUUGGAAAUUGAACACCAAUCAGCCUAUGCACGCUGAAAGUGGAUACUGGAGACCCCAAAUUGAUGGGACCAUUGAAGUUGUAAUUGCACAGAGCACUGGUCUAGCUGAAGUCCAGAAAGGAACAUUUGAUGCAGAACAGAGAAUUGUGAAGCUAAAGAGUGCACUUGUCGGGAAUGCUUCAAAGGUAAAGCAGAUAACGCGAGUUUUCAAAAUGGGUAAUGGAGAACUAUGUUAUGAGGUCAAAAUGGCUACCAAUCUCACGGAUCUUCAACCUCAUUUGAAAGCUUCUCUUAAGAAGAUAUGA